Exophiala oligosperma is the source of this 1026-nucleotide messenger RNA. RefSeq lists its product as uncharacterized. Gene Ontology annotation, biological process: secondary metabolic process. Gene Ontology annotation, molecular function: carboxy-lyase activity; hydrolase activity. Gene Ontology annotation, cellular component: cytoplasm. The record is from RefSeq and is a predicted model, not a curated record. Bases 1 to 1026 code for a protein of 341 amino acids. The transcript is spliced from 5 exons. NCBI's taxonomy places the organism in Eukaryota, Fungi, Ascomycota, Eurotiomycetes, Chaetothyriales, Herpotrichiellaceae.
AUGUCUUCAGCUAAGCAAUCCACCACCUUCAAGGGUGCUGGUCGCAUCGAUGUGCACCAUCAUUGCUUCCCAGCCACUGUCGCUGAAUUGCGAUCGGAGUUCCAGGAUAACAAGUUUGGGAUUGCCUUUACCGACUUCCCUGUGAAGCCUGAAGAGCAUAUCCAGUAUAUGGAUGAGGUUGGUGUGCAGACCGCUGUUGUUACUCCAUCCAUAAAGAAUGAAUGGCACAACAGAUUUACGAAAGACCAAUUUCUACAGCUGUGUGAAGACUCCCUCAAAGCACAGCUGGAAUACGUCUCCUAUAACCCGCUAAGAUUCGGCUGUUUUGCCAUUCUACCAUUGCCUCAUAUCGAGGAAACUCUCGCCUUCAUCAAGAAAACGUCGAUUCUGCCUCUGCCCCCUGACGGCUGGGGUGUGACGACAGCAAUGGGCGAGAAAUACCUUGGAGAUCCAGCAUUUGAACCUGUAUGGGCAGAACUUGCUCGACAAGGAUCAGUUGUUUUUGUUCAUCCUGCAGACACCGUCAUGCCACCGGGCAUACCAUUUGGCCCCUUCGUUCAAGAAUUCCCAUUCGACACUUGCCGUGCCAUCACGACGGUCAUCAGUUCUGGACUGCUCCUUCGCCAUCCCAAUGUGAAGUUUCUUUUCUCUCACAACGGUGGCGCAUUCCCCUUCCUGGCUGACCGCAUUGGUGCUCAACACAUUGACGAAAUCAUCGCCAAAAACAAUAACGGACUGCGUCUGCGAGAAAUCUUGUCUACCAAGAACAUAUACUUCGACACUAGUAUCUCGAGCUCAUAUCAGUAUCCGCUUUUGAAGGAGUUGGGUGUUCCUCAUGAGCGUCUCCUUUAUGCCACUGAUUUCCCUUACACGAGGCGUGGUGACUCCACCAGUUGUUAUCUGGCAGGAGCGGAUGCACCGCGAGCUUCUGGCUUAUUUAAUGACCAAGAAAUGGAGGACAUUUUCAGGAACAACUCCCUCAAGCUUUUCCCACGAUUGGCUAAGGAAUAUGCUAAACUGCAAUAG